Messenger RNA from Dentiscutata heterogama, 240 nucleotides. Lineage: Eukaryota; Fungi; Glomeromycota; Glomeromycetes; Diversisporales; Gigasporaceae. The record is from the annotation of a GenBank genome assembly.
AUGCACUUAAACAAAUCAACACUUGAAAAGCGUGCUCGUAAAUUCGGUAAAUUAAUAAAUCAAAUAUUUCAAUUUCAAGCAACACAAUUUUAUCAUAAAAACGAUCAAGUAGUUUUAAAAGCAUUAGAGUUUUCAGUUAAUGAACAUAAUUUUCGUGUCGAUUUUAAUAAAGAGAAAGAAAAUUAUCUAGCAAUAGUACAAGCAAUUGAUCAGGGGCAAAUUUCACGAGAUGCUUAUUGA